Molecule: messenger RNA, 1290 nt
Organism: Fomitiporia mediterranea MF3/22
Lineage: Eukaryota; Fungi; Basidiomycota; Agaricomycetes; Hymenochaetales; Hymenochaetaceae
Product: FMN-dependent alpha-hydroxy acid dehydrogenase
Exons: 6
Coding region: 1-1290 (429 amino acids)
Molecular function (GO): FMN binding; oxidoreductase activity
Source: RefSeq, a predicted model, not a curated record
AUGGUUCAGGCUGUGAAGAAUACAUGGACGCAAUAUAUGCUUGAUACGUAUCGGUACAGACGUUUUCCUCUGUUAUCGACAGUUAAGGUCGCUCGUGUUGAGGAGCUUGCGAGAGAGAAGAUGGAGAAGAUGGGCAAACUGGACGCAUAUAUGUACGUUUUUGGAAGCGCGGGUACGUGCUCAACGGAGAGAUUCAAUCGUGAAGCAUUUGAUGAAUGGAGAAUUAUCCCCCGUAUGUUGCGGGAUGCUACGGUUCGAAACAUCGAGAUAACAUUAUUUGGAAAGAAAUAUCCGUGUCCACUCUUCGUCGCCCCAAUCGGUGUCCAAGGAAUACUCCACCCCAAUGCCGAACUCGCAUCCGCGCGUGCAGCAGGCGGCCUCGGUGUCCCCUUCAUCAUGAGUACUGCAUCAACCCGCUCCAUAGAGGAAGUUGCAGCAGCAAAUGGAGAAGGUAACCCAAGGUGGUACCAGCUCUACUGGCCUAAGACGCACGAAAUCACAGUCUCCCUGCUCAACCGCGCAAAGGCCUCGGGGUUUACUACACUCGUAGUUACUCUUGAUACGAUUACCCUCGGUUGGCGCCCGCACGAUUUGGAAAAAGCGUAUUUACCGUUCGCGCAUUCCACGGGCUGUGCAGUGGGUCUUUCGGAUCCGGUGUUCAUGAGGCGUAUGGGUCAGGAGGUCUGGCCGCAAGGAAAGCAUGUGGAGUUUCCGUAUGACCCUGAUGCGUUGGAGAAGCGCAUACAAGAAGGUGAUGAAGAGGUUUUGUUAAGGAAGAAACUCGGAGGUGCAUGGCUUGCGGAGAGUACCUCUGGGAAGUAUCGAACGUGGGAAGACCUGAAGCUGCUAAGGGAAGCUUGGGAUGGGCCAAUCUUAUUGAAAGGGAUUCAGAAUGUUGAAGAUGCGGAAAUCGCUAUUGAUUGGGUGGACGGGAUCAUUGUCUCAAAUCACGGUGGUCGUCAAGUGGAUGGUGCCAUCGCUUCGCUCGCAGCAAUGGACAAGAUCGGCGCGUCCGAGAAGGUACGAGUAGCACAAGCUUCUGGCAAGUUUACCGUCUUGUUCGACUCGGGCAUACGAACGGGGAGCGACAUAAUCAAGGCUCUUGCACUAGGCGCACAAGGUGUCCUUCUGGGCCGUCCAUACAUGUACGGACUUUGCUUAGCAGGUGAAGCAGGUGUUGCAGAGCAAAUCAAAUCUAUCCUCUCGGAUUUCGAGAUCACGCUCGGUUUGGUAGGGUAUAAGGACAUCCAGGAAAUUCACGGAAACAGAAAUGCUGUCACUCGCAACUAG